Molecule: messenger RNA, 805 nt
Organism: Capsaspora owczarzaki ATCC 30864
Lineage: Eukaryota; Filasterea; Ministeriida; Capsasporidae
Exons: 2
Biological process (GO): DNA integration
Molecular function (GO): nucleic acid binding
Source: RefSeq, a predicted model, not a curated record
AUGUUUCCCGAGAAACUCCUCAUUGCCGUCAUGUCCGACGACUUCCUGUCCCGCGUCCGCCAGGCUUUAGCGACCGACAUUCUCGCACUCGAGAUCGCUGAAGACCCUUCCCGCUUCCCCAAGUUCACCACAAAGGAUGAUCUCCUUUACUUCAAGUCGGCCUUGUACAUUCCUGACUCGGCCGAUCUCCGUUCUCUUGUCCUCGAGUCCCGCCACGACAGCUAUGCUGCCGGUCACUUUGGCAUCCGCAAGACCAUCGAGUUAGUCCAGCGUGACUACUACUGGCCCAAGAUGCACGAUACGAUCCAGCACUAUCAAACUUCCUCUCACAAGCCCUAUGGCCUCCUCAAGCCUCUCCCCAUUGCCGAGCACCCCUGGAAAUCCAUCUCCAUGGAUUUCAUCACCCAGCUUCCUCCUUCCAACUCCUUUGAUGCAAUCUGCGUCGUCGUCGACCGCCUGACCAAGAUGGCCCACUUCAUGCCCUGUACCACGAGAAUCAACGCUCUUGGCACCGCCGAUCUCCUGAUCCGCCGCGUCUUCCUUUACCACGGUCUCCCUGACGAUAUUGUGAGUGAUCGUGGCAGUGUUUUUGUUUCUCACCUCUGGAAUCAUCUCUUCACAAGCCUCAACACCAAGAUCAACCUGUCCACGGCCUACCAUCCCCAGUCCGACGGCCAGACCGAGGCUAUCAACCGCAUCCUCGAGCAGUACCUUCGCUGCUUCAUCUCUGCUGGCCAGGACAACUGGUCCGAUCUCCUUCAUCUCGCCGAGUUUGCCUACAACUCUUCUGUCCAGUCUUCUACCG